Molecule: messenger RNA, 2308 nt
Organism: Cajanus cajan (pigeon pea)
Lineage: Eukaryota; Viridiplantae; Streptophyta; Magnoliopsida; Fabales; Fabaceae
Source: RefSeq, a predicted model, not a curated record
AAAAUUCGAUUACACUUGCACACUAUAAAACUGCGAGUGGAAGUUGCCGUUGACUCACUCACUCACACACACACACUAGACGCAGCUUCAACAACACUUUGAGAUGCAGCACCAGCAAGUAGAAGAGCACCUCGACGUGCUCACCAAAACCGGUCACAAAACCGGCGUUUCCAAGCCCAGGGGAGACGUGCAUCGCGACGGCGAUUACCACCGCGCCGUUCACGUGUGGAUUUUCGCGGAGAGGACGCAGGAGUUUCUCCUCCAACGGCGCGCAUCGUGCAAGGACUCGUGGCCUGAUCUUUGGGAUAUCUCCAGCGCCGGCCACAUCUCCGCCGGCGACUCAUCGCUUACCUCUGCUAGGAGGGAGCUUGAAGAAGAGUUGGGUGUGACCCUUCGCAAGGAUGCAUUCGAAUUGAUAUUUGUUUUCCUCCAAGAGUGUGUCAUAAAUGAUGGAAAAUACAUAAACAACGAAUAUAAUGAUGUGUAUCUGGUAACAACUCUUGAUCGAAUACCGCUGGAAGCUUUUGCACUUCAGGAAACAGAGGUCUCUGCUGUUAAAUAUAUCUCUUAUGAAGAAUAUAAAAGGUUACUGGCCAACGAAGAUUCAGAUUAUGUCCCUUAUGAUGUUAAUGGAGAAUAUGGUCAACUCUUUGAUAUAAUCGAAAAGAGGUACAAGGAAAAUACUGUUGCACGCAGUUUGACUCUACAGAAGCAAAUCAGUCGUUAUGCUCCAAUUUCCCUUAGUGCAGAGUUGACAGGGCUUACAGAUUCAGACAAAGAGGCUCUUGGUUUUGUUGUCAGGGCUGCAACUAUUAUGGAUGAAAUUUUUCAUCUGCAGUCAUGGUACAGUAAUCCAAUUCUUAGAGAUUGGUUGAAGGAGCAUGCUAAUACAUCGGAGUUGAAUAGGUUGAAAUGGUCCUAUUAUCAAAUUAACAAGAGCCCGUGGUCCUGCCUUGAUGAAGAUGAGGCAUUUUUGACGACUGCAGAUUCGCUUAACGCCAUUCGAAAGCUAAUAUCCAAGGCUACAAAUUUUAUGAAGACCGCAAGACCAAAUUCGGUCAUCUACUCUUACCGCUUCAGCGCUCAAAUCAACACUCUAGCGCUGGAUUUCUGCCAACUCAAUUUUGUUCCCACGGCUACAAUAGUGGAUCUCUACCAUCCCCUCUUUUCCAUGCUUCUGGAGCAAAAUCUCCCAAUGGACAGUGCAUACAAAUCAAAAGAUGUGAAUGCAGCACCUAUCCGUGUUAUCCAGCUUCUAUAUAAUGCAGGGGAUGUCAAGGGACCACAAACUCUUGCUUUCAAUCUACCAAAUGAUGAACGUAUUGUACAAGACCGGGGAUCCUCAAUGGUCAUGCUUAAAAAUGUUUCAGAGGCUAAGUUCAAGCAUAUUCUUAUUCCUAUAGCUGCUGCCUGUGUUGCAAAGGAGCAACAAGAACAUGUAGAUUUUGAAUCGUUCUUCACUCAUACAAUUUGCCAUGAAUGUUGCCAUGGAAUUGGACCACAUACAAUAACACUUCCAAAUGGCCAAAAGUCUACGGUCAGAUUGGAAUUACAAGAGUUUUACUCAGCUCUGGAAGAAGCAAAAGCUGAUAUAGUUGGCCUUUGGGCAUUGAGGUUCUUAAUCUCCCAGGAUUUGCUUUCUGAAUGUUUAUUGAAGUCCAUGUAUGUUUCGUUUCUUGCUGGAUGCUUCCGGUCUGUACGCUUUGGUUUAAAGGAAGCUCAUGGAAAAGGACAAGCAUUGCAGUUCAACUGGUUAUAUGAGAAAGGUGCCUUUGUCUGGCAUUCUGAAGGCACAAUUUCUGUUGAUUUUACCAAGAUUGAAGGAGCAGUUGAAAGCCUGAGUAGGGAAAUACUCACCAUUCAAGCCAAAGGUGAUAAAGAGGCUGCUGGCAUAAAAUAAUCGACUUCAUCGAAAUACUGUGUAAUGACAGAACCACUGAAAGUUGCUCUCAAAAAGUUGGAAAAUAUUCAGGUACCUGUUGAUGUAACUCCGACGUUUCCCAUUGCCAACAAAAUAUUGCAAUGAAGGCAAGAGGACCAAUGUGCAAAAAUUUCCAUGCUGUGUCAUCUUUGCGUCAGCCAGGAAAAAUUUAUUCAAUUGAUAUGCUUCUCUUUGCAAGUUGUUACUAUGAAAUAAUGAAAUAUUUGGGAUGUAGCUGUUUUCCCUUGAUUGAUUCGAAAGGAAAGCGAUCACUGUCUUGUAAACGGUGUUUUCAGUCUUGUCUUAAUUAUAAGGUUAUUAUGCUAAUAAUGAAUGGCCCAAUUGAUAUUGAAUCGUAUCAAUGGUGAAGUUUUGAUUCCAUUCUUA